Molecule: messenger RNA, 2361 nt
Organism: Thermothielavioides terrestris NRRL 8126
Lineage: Eukaryota; Fungi; Ascomycota; Sordariomycetes; Sordariales; Chaetomiaceae
Exons: 3
Coding region: 1045-2265 (406 amino acids)
Source: RefSeq, a predicted model, not a curated record
GGCCGCCAGCAGCAUUGCAUUGCCCCCCGUGUCGGGUGAUGCCGGUCGCCGUCUUUGCGCUCGGGGCACGGUUCCGAAAUUUGUCUCCCCUGGUGGGCCUUUCCUCGACACCGGCUGGCGAGGCGCGGCCCCGCCGAGGCUGCCCGGGAGACGCUCGAAACAUCCGGCUCCAUCACCGGCCCUAGCGACGCGUCCUCCAUGCCGGCUCUCGGCUACUGGGGUGACGAUUCGUGGACGUCUUUCGGCGAGCGCCGAGGCAUAUCGGACCCGUCGCGCCUCAGUCUCGACCUGACAAGGACCGGAGCCAACUGCGCAGGUGCUGUUGUUGGUCGGGGAAGCUAUCCGUCUCCGCCCAUGUCGGGGUCUCCGCCGCUACCCCAUAAACUCAGCCACGAGGUUGCCGAACGGGGUCAGGGGACGUAUCACGCCACUACGCAGGAUGUGUAUCCUGGCAUUCAGGCAACGCAGGGCGAGGAGAGGACGCAGACAGGAGCCCCCCACCCGUUCCUCCCAGAUGCUCCGGAGCGGGCGCUAUAUUCUUUUCCUCGACCUGAGGCUCCGGAAGCAAGACCGCAGCUUUACCCUCGCCAGCUCGGCCAGACGUCCGUCCACCCCGCCGUUCAUUCGCCUGGUGCGGGAACGGGCCCAGGCCAGGGCCAAGGCCACCCAAGCCAGCCAAUUCACGCAAGCCACCCGGGGCCGCUGCCCGCUCAGCAGACAUAUCCUGCGGCGACGCACCAUCCCGUUCCCGACAUUCUCCACAGCGCGUCGCCGAAACCACAGAGGAAGGCGAAAGGACAUGUGGCGUCCGCAUGCGUGCCUUGCAAGAAGGCCCAUCUCCGAUGCGACGCGCAGCGCCCCUGUUCGAGAUGUAUCAGCACCAACAAGGAGGGAGCUUGCGUGGACGUGCAGCACAAGAAGCGCGGACGGCCCCGUUUACGAGACGACAGUCAGUCCAAGUACGAGGGCCCUAGAUUCGGGGGCAUCGCGGGUGCCCUAAGACGGCCGCAGUCCUCCGGCUACGGCCCGGGGCCGGCGGUAGGAAUGGCUUAUGAUGAUCCCCUCCGACGGACGCAAUCGUACCGGGUGCUAAAAUCGCAGCCAGCCGGGUCGGCCGCGCCGAGAUUCCCAGAGCGCGGGUUAGCGUCUGACGCAAACAUUCACCCUGCUCCGCUGUCGAUCAGUACCACACGGCUUCGCGAGGAGCCCGUCGCGUUCCUCACCCUUGCUCUCGAGUUCUCAAGAGCGUCGGCUUCGUUCCUGGAGGCAAUAGGACGCGCCUCGGUGGCCGGGCUUCACCUUGAGGCCGUGUUAGUCCCCGAGGAGCGUCCCAGGGCUUUUAAACUUCAGCAGCAGGCGCAGGAGGAGCAGACCAGGAAAGAGCCAGCUUACCUGCCACCGAUAUUGACUGAGCGGAGUGAAAGUGUGAUCCAAAGCCUCGGUUUCAGCCCAGAAGAGGUGUCCAGAUACCCCCUUCAGUGGCUGGAUACAUUCACCUUCCGAGGCGACGAUGGACAAGCGCGUCCAAUUCCGCUGCGCGCGGGGCUUGCCACACGCGACUCGAUAUACUUUGUGGUGCUCCUGCUGAACCGGAUGCCCCCGUCGUCGUAUCCAACCCCCUCGCCAAGUCUCAGGGACAUGGUUGGUUCUUUCGAACCAGGCGUGCAGACCUACUCGCAGCCGACGCCCCUCUCCGCCACGUUCGAUCUGAGGCAGUCGAGACUGAGCGAUCCCGGAUACGACCCCAGACAGGUGCCUGGGCCGCCGCAUGGGGCACCACCAGCACCACCAGCACCACCACCACUGCACAUGCUGGCAGCGCCAAGCCCUGGCCUCGCCUCGUCGUCACCGUACGGCGCGUCCCCCAGCAGGCCCGAUUACCCCAUCACGCCAAGGACGACGACGUAUCCGGGCCCGACAAGAGGCGAGCCACAUACCCAUCCUCCGCCAGGCCCGCCAGGCCCGCCAGGCCCGCCAGGUCGCCCACCCCAACUCGCAGCGGCCGAAUACCAGCAGCUCCUGCCCCUGCCGAGGAUACGGAGCUCCCCGCCUCCUACGGGCACCUCAUCGUCCCAGCAGCAGCUCGAGCCGCUGGCGCCGGCGCAGCCCCCGCAACAACCCUCGCCCCCGCGUCCGCCGCUGCCACCGUAUGAGGCGCGGGACGAUCGAUCGCGCAUGGGCAUUCGUGGUCUCCUGGAACAGCAGCAGCAGCAAAAGCAGCAGCAGCAGCAGCAGCCGGGACAAGGGCCGAGGAAAAUCCCUUGAUGGAGGCAGAGCGACCCUGAGCGAGGACGCAACGCGUGGACGAUAUGUGGGUGCGAGUGCGCGUGAGAGAGUUUGUGUGGGCGAGUGCGUGCGUGU